Molecule: messenger RNA, 1275 nt
Organism: Mesitornis unicolor (brown roatelo)
Lineage: Eukaryota; Metazoa; Chordata; Aves; Mesitornithiformes; Mesitornithidae
Gene: ASB6
Product: ankyrin repeat and SOCS box containing 6
Exons: 6
Coding region: 1-1275 (424 amino acids)
Biological process (GO): protein ubiquitination; intracellular signal transduction
Cellular component (GO): BRCA1-BARD1 complex
Molecular function (GO): protein binding
Source: RefSeq, a predicted model, not a curated record
AUGCCUUUCCUGCAUGGCUUCCGCAGGAUCAUCUUCGAGUAUCAGCCCCUGGUAGACGAGAUCUUGGGGGUGCUGGUGAUCCAGGAUGCGGAAGGGCAGAGUGCCCUUGAGAGCCCUGCCUGUCUGGGCAGUGACAGGAGCCAGCUCUCAGCUGUGAGACGAGUCUUAGAGAGGGAGACCCACUCCCCGUUUUAUCAGGAAGGCGUGAGCUAUGCCCUGCUGAAGGUCAUCGAGCUGGGGCUCGUCCCUGCUGCAGAAAUCCUCCUGGAGUUUGGAGCUGACCUCAGCUUUGAAGAUCCAGUCACUUACUACACCCCCCUCCACAUUGCAGUGCUCCGCAACCAGCCAGACAUGGUGGAGCUCCUGGUGCGCCAUGGGGCCGACAUCAACCGCAGAGACCGGAUCCAUGAGAGCAGUCCCCUUGACCUGGCCAGCGAGGAGCCCGAGAGGCUGCCAUGCCUUCAGCGGCUGCUUCAGCUGGGGGCUGAUGUUAACGCAGCUGACAAAAACGGAAAGACAGUGCUCCUGCACGCCCUGGCCAGCAGUGACGGUGUCCAGAUCCGCAACACCGAAAGCAUCCGUCUCCUGUUGGAAGGAGGUGCAAACGUCAGGGCCACCACCAAAGAUGGUGACACUGUCUUCACCUACGUCAUUUUCCUGCUGGGUGAGAUGGUGUGCAGCAACACCGAGGAGGCGCAGGUGAUCAGUCGGUUCUGCUUUCGUGUCACACAGCUGCUGCUGGCUCACGGUGCCAACCCCAGCGAGUGCCCAGCCCCUGAGUCCCUCACGCACCUCUGCUUCAAAAGCUUCAAACGCCACUUCCCACUGCUGCGCUUCUUGCUGGAGUCAGGUGCUGCCUACAACUGCUCCCUCCACGGUCCCUCAUGCUGGUCGGGCUUUCACAUCGUCUUCGAGUGCCUCUGCUCGCACCUCAGUGUCUCUGAAGAUGACAGCUUCUCUACAGACCUCAUCCAGAAGGGUCAGACUCUGCUGGAGCUCAUGAUGGCCAGUUCACAAGCCAUCAAGCUGCCCAGCAACUUUGAGGUCAACACCAGCAGCUGUAGGUACCACGGGGAAAAGGUCAGGACUCUCUUCUGCUCUCUGAAGCAGCUGGAGCGCUCCCCACAGGCGUUGAAACAUCUCUGCAGGGUGUUUAUCCGGCAGCGCCUUAAACCAUGGCCAGUAGAUGUCAAAAUCAAGGCUCUACCUCUUCCAGACAGGCUGAAGUGGUACCUCCUCAUCGACCACACUGCUGCAGGGCAUGAGGACCUCUGA